Messenger RNA from Diplodia corticola, 987 nucleotides. RefSeq names its product otu domain-containing protein 6b. The record is from RefSeq and is a predicted model, not a curated record. Gene Ontology annotation, biological process: protein deubiquitination. Gene Ontology annotation, molecular function: cysteine-type deubiquitinase activity. The transcript has a single exon. NCBI's taxonomy places the organism in Eukaryota, Fungi, Ascomycota, Dothideomycetes, Botryosphaeriales, Botryosphaeriaceae. Bases 1 to 987 code for a protein of 328 amino acids.
AUGGACGAAUUGCAGGCCAGACACCGCAAGGAGCAGCGCGAUCUGCAGGCCCGCAUCACCCAGAAGAAAAAGGCCGCCACCAAAAAGACCCGCAAAGGCGUCAACGACGAAUGCGCGAGGCUCGAGCAGGAACUGAAGGAGCGGCAGGCGCGCGAGCUGGCGGAGCUCGCCGGCAAUGCAGGCGACGGCGGCGAUGCCGACCCCGAAGCUGCUGAGUCGAACCUGAUCGAAGACGGAGGCCACAACGACGACGGCGACGACGACGACGACCUCGCAGGCGCCGCCGAAAAGCUUUCGAUAUCGUCGAGCCAACAGCAGCCCGCCACCUCGAAUGGUGUCGAACAAACGCAGGGGCCGAAGCGCAAGGGCAAUCGCCAAAAGGCUCGGCUGGCCCGUCGUGCGGCAGAGCAGGACGCCCUGGUCGCCGAGGCCGCUGCGGAGGCGCAAUCCAUGCCGGACCUGCGCAAGGCCGAGCGCACUGCUUUGGUCGAGCAGUUUGAAAAGCUCGGGCUGAAAGAACAAGUCAUUCGCGCCGAUGGGCACUGUCUGUAUAGCGCCAUUGCCGACGGGAUGACUGCCCAGGACCUCGAUUUGAAGCCGCGGGUAGCACCGACCAUAAUUGGACAAGAAAACGGAGAGACAGACGGCAAGAAGGAAAGCUACAGAACAGUGCGAAAGGCGGCGGCAGAUUGGAUCGCGUCGCAUCCGGACGACUUCGUGCCUUUCAUGGAAGAGCCACUGGAUUCCUACGUAGUCAAGGUCCGAGAUUCUGGGGAGUGGGGUGGGCACAUGGAGCUGUUGGCGCUGGCAAGAACGUACGGCGUUAACAUCAAGGUGCUUCACUCGGAUGGUAGGGUUGACACCAUUGAGCCUGGUGCCGAGGGCCAGGCUCCGGCAAAUGGAGAAGAGAAGGAACUAUGGCUGGCGUACUACAAGCACGGCUUCGGAUUGGGAGAGCACUACAACUCCUUGAGGAAAGGAACUUGA